CACCUUUGAACUAGAUCAUGACUACCAUAUUAGUACCUGAGUGAAGACCAGCCGCCAUCUUUUUAAGGAAAGUAGCCUAGCUACUCGAUUAUGGGGUGCUUUUUUGCUUGCUUUGGCUCCUCCAAAAAGCACCACAAAACCAAAAAGCCCGAAAGUUUAACUUCCCCUAAAAAUCAGAAUUUAAAUGAAAGCCAUGAAGUAAAUGAAGCUCUAAUAUGCAGCAAUCAAGCAGUUGAAGAAGGAGCCGAGAUUGCAGAUCCCAUUGAAGUCAUUCCAGAAAUUAAAGGUAAAAAUGAGGAGCAGGUGAAUACAAGUUUCGGAAAGAAAGUCACAUUUGAUUUACUUUUGAAAGCUCCUGAGGAAUGCCAAGCCCAAGAAGGCGCGCUAGAAAAUGAUCAGAAACGAAAGAAGAGGGAUGAAAGCAGACCUGAGGUCAUCCUAGAUUUUCCCAGUUCCAGUGAGAAGAAGGAAGGCAAAGCAAAGAAAGAAGAGAGCAAAGACGAGGCCGAUUUACUUUCCGAUUCAACUAUUUCAAGCCUUUUCACAUAUCCUCCAAACCAUAGGUACCAGAACUGUGAAUCUAGUGACGAUGAGUGUGUUGAUAUGGGUUUGAAAAAGAACAAUCCAGAGGACGAGGAGGAUGAUGGGAAGAGUGAUGACAUGGAUGGCAAUUACGAGGAGAAAAAUGGUUCUGAAGAUUCAGUCGAUAUCCAAGAAGAGUCAUCUGAAUUAUUCUCUAUAUCUAUCGAGUCUAGAAAACAAAGUUCUGCAGUUGAAAGAGAUGAGAGAGAGGUCAGCAGUCCGCUUAAACCAGCUCCAGACAGAGAGGUAAACAAGCCGAAUGCUAGAGAUAGGACUCAAUAUGUUCAUCCUGUGCUGAACCCAAUAGAAAACCUUGGGCAAUGGAAAGCCGUGAGAGCCAAAACCGCCUCAUCCCUGGAGCAUCAGGAAAAGGAAAAUCUCAAUUUGGUGCAGGAAUUCACGAUCCCUUUCGCUGAAAAAGAAAAUUCUACGUUGACUUCUAAAAAUGCUAUACCUUUUAGUGAAGAACCUAACCUGAAUCAAUCACAACAGCAGCGGUCAAAGAGAUUUUCCAACCGACUUAGGCACGAUGAAGUUGCUGUUGAUACUAGCCUUUCAAGCUGGUUAAUGGAAUCUGAUAAGACUCCGCCUGAUGGGAAAAGUCCUGGUUCUGUUGGGAACUCAGCCUCAAACAAAACCAAGUCUCCAACAAGCUUUGAGGAUAGGCCAAUUUUAGGAGUAUUGACAGUAGAAGACUUGAAACAGAUGUCUAAAUCUGCGACUCCAUCGCCUAGACGAUCACCAAGGCACAGUCCAGACGAGAUGCCUAUAAUAGGUACAGUAGGGAGUUACUGGAGGCACACAAGAGAAGCCAGAGCUGCUGACACUCCUUCACCUGGCAAAGGAACAUCAGCCACAUCCUGCACGUCAUCAAGAGAGUGCAGAAAGGGUGGAAUGAACGGCCACCAUACACCAUUUCAGGCCAGGUUAGAGAGAACGCUGGACGGUGCUACGGUCCAAGUUUAGCAUAUUUACUAACCGGAGUCUAACCAGUUCUGUUCGUUCUAUUUGCGGCAAUUUCGAAGUGUGAAGUCCAAUGUUACGGUGAGAGUGUCAAAUUCUUCAGUUAAGAAGAGGAUGAGAGUCGCUUGGAUUAGAUGCUUCAAAUAUCAUGUUUUGCAGUUUUGCAA
Coffea eugenioides is the source of this 1712-nucleotide messenger RNA. RefSeq lists its product as uncharacterized. The transcript is spliced from 4 exons. The coding region runs from base 91 to 1548 and encodes 485 amino acids. Gene Ontology annotation, biological process: male meiosis II. The record is from RefSeq and is a predicted model, not a curated record. Lineage: Eukaryota; Viridiplantae; Streptophyta; Magnoliopsida; Gentianales; Rubiaceae.